GCCCUCUGGCAUCUGCAUUUUACCCAACUGCUCUGUUACUGCUACUGUUCCAUUCAUUCAAAAAUUACUUUCAAGUAUUACUACCUCUUUUCCUCCUUCGUGCCAAUAGAAUCCCAUCGCAGCCCGUAUAUUGCCUCGCGCAACUCCUCUGUUGGGCAACAAGAAGUCUCAAGCACCUCGGCCUAAAAGCAAAAACCACAGGACUGUCCAUCCAUACUUCGUACAGCCUGCAUCAUCACACCACUUUUUUGGCCGCAGCUGUGUGGGGCCUCUGUGAAUCUGUGACUGUCGAAUUGCUCGGAUGAUGGAAAAGUCGGAGCCUGACACGUCUCAACUCGCCAUAAAGACUGGCUAUGAUGCGUAUGGCUACUCUUUUAAUAAAACCUCGCAUUGCAGAUUCUUUUUGCUCCUAACAAAACCGAGACGGCUAAAAGCGUCUGUUAAAGCAGCCAUUGGUUCCAAUUCAACUCAUUCAUCCAUCAAAAGGGCCUUUUUGCUGGCAGCCCAACACUGCCUACUACUUACCACAAAACACCACAUCACAUGCAUCAUGCUCGUUUCCCAACGUUUUGCACACGAGUAUUUUUAUCAAGGUAUCAAUUAUAAACGUAGGUACUGUAUUCAGACACAAUCCAUACGUCAGGCCAAUAUUAAACAAAGGGCGCAGCAAUUAAUACCUAUUCUCGCGCGUGUAAAGCUGAGAGCCUAUCCAAUAACUCCUCCCCCAAGUCCAAGCAUCCUGCAUGCGCGCAACAGCCCAAAAGCAAAGCCCGUAAGCCGCAACAAAAAAGAAAAUUCCGCAGCCAAUUCUUGAUAAUAACAAAAACAUCUCUUCUUUUGUACUCUCGGUAUCUCUG
This is a messenger RNA of Trichoderma harzianum CBS 226.95, 857 nucleotides long. RefSeq lists its product as hypothetical. The record is from RefSeq and is a predicted model, not a curated record. The transcript has a single exon. Bases 302 to 814 code for a protein of 170 amino acids. NCBI's taxonomy places the organism in Eukaryota, Fungi, Ascomycota, Sordariomycetes, Hypocreales, Hypocreaceae.